Molecule: messenger RNA, 2175 nt
Organism: Gigantopelta aegis
Lineage: Eukaryota; Metazoa; Mollusca; Gastropoda; Neomphalida; Peltospiridae
Product: RBPJ-interacting and tubulin-associated protein 1-like
Exons: 2
Coding region: 222-866 (214 amino acids)
Biological process (GO): negative regulation of Notch signaling pathway; Notch signaling pathway; nuclear export
Cellular component (GO): cytoplasm; nucleus
Molecular function (GO): tubulin binding
Source: RefSeq, a predicted model, not a curated record
UUUGCAUUUUUUUGUGCCAAAGAACGACAGAGGGUAGCUGUACAAAAGUGGCCAUCAUUUGAUAACCAUUUUACUUCUGACAUAUACCAGUUUAAUGUAGAUUCGGAAAUUCAAUUUGUCUUUGUUACUGGAAACGGAUUGAUUAUUGGAUGAUGUCACAGACGAUACUUUCUUUAGGGUAGUGGGACUACUCGUGAGUCGUGUGAUAUUUCUCCGAUCAGAUGGUUGUCAUGAAAUCCUGCGGCUUAGAGUUGAUCGGGACCAGACCGCCGUCCGUUACUGAAUCCCGGGCGAGUUCUGCUUUGGGAAAACAUCAUGGCUAUCACUCCAUCUCGAACUCUUCGAACGUGGACGAAACUCUCUUCAAGUCGCACACACCCAGCAAGCUGGAAGAGACAGUCAGCUUCAAACCGCCCUGGGCUUACAAGAAGAGAGACAUCUGGGACGUGACUAACAAUGAACUGAAAAGCGACAAGAAGGGACGGCCCCUUUUGUGGUCGCCCGAUCCGCACGUCAGUCUAGACGGAAGUGUGACGUCGUCGUUUGCGCGUAGAAAGACGACGGGCAGUGGACCGUUGUCCAAUAAUAAGCUUGCGCGGUCGAAACAUAAUCCGACGUUUGUGGACGAAACGUUGUUUGGACCGAGAUUGAAGCCACCGAGUUUUGAGGCCCCUUGGGGAGACAAGGAGAAAAGACCCAGGCCCCAUAUUUUUGUUCCGGUGGACUUGUAUAUGGGAGGGACGAUCCAGCCAGAAGGCAGUCUCAAAAGGGAUAGGAAGAUAUACAAAACGAGGUCAAGGCCGUCUUCUGGUCGAGCGUCGAGGUCAGGGUCUGCGACCGGAGAACGCCCUAUUUGGAAGCCUUAACUAGGUCGACACUAGCUGCCUUAUCUAAGUCCUCGAAGCAGGGAGGACAGGCCUGGUGCUUAUACAACGUUUAGAGUCUAGACUCGAGACUAACAGAGUCUGAGGCAGUAACGUCAGGGGUCUAGCUUCCAUAUACGCAGGUACGCAGCUGCGUACCACCUGAGAUUACAAAUAUUUUUUUAAAUUAAAAUAUAUGAUGUACAUGCGUGUAUGCUCUAUGUUUUAUUCCAUCGGCGAAAAAGUCUGUGUACCAGCUGAAAAUCCAAAACUAGGCCCCUGAACGUCAUGUUAACGCCAUACAAAUUGCAUGCGUGUGACGUCAUUUGAGAUUAAGUCUGGACUCUUAAACGUUUUAUAAGCACAGGCCCUAAGUCUUAAAUGGAUUGACGUGGCCUUAAUUAAGCUAUUAGAAGCAGCAAUGGGGGGGGGGGGGGGGGGGGAGGGGGGGAUGAGUUGAAAAGUCAGAAUUCGUCGUUGCCUUUAGACACUGAAAGAAGGGGCUAAACUUUGUGGUUCCAUUUAAAAAACAGUGACUUGUACAGAAUAUUUUCGUUUGCGGUGCUUGUGGAGUCUUAAGUUGCAGAAUAACCAUGGGCUGUGUAAUAUGUGAAAAAGAGGCCAAGUUAAUUCAGCAUUCUAUUUCGUCAUGUGUUUUGUGGCCUUAGAAAUAAGAGAUUCACAUGCUGUAACAUUGUUUAAAGUCCUCUGGACUACAUCGUUCGCAGAGAUACAAUUUGGUGUGCUAACGUUUUCAUUUUCGCUGUUCUCCCUCAUGCGGACUGUAUAAAGACAUCUGUUAUGUGGAUCUUCGUGAGAAGAGUUUUAUAAGUCGUAUUAGUCCCCUACCGGUCCAACCGGAGGGGACUGUAGGUUUCUUAUCUGUCCGUCUGUCCGUCUGUCAGUCCCACAUAUAGUUUUUCGGAUGUUUUUUCGGAAUGCCUUGAGAUAUUGAGCUGAAUUUUUGUGUAUAGCUUUAUCAUGUUCUGUUACAGAUCAAGUUUGACUUUCAUGGUAAUUUACACCCAUUUUUACAGAGUCGUGGCCCUUGAACUUGUUUUGCAAUGCCUGAAAAUAUUGAGAUGAAAUUUUGUAUAUUAUAAUAUAAAGAUAUUAUCUUUAUCAUGUUUUGUUACAAAUAAGUUUGGCUUUCGUGAAAAUGUACCCAUUUUUUUUACAGAGUUAUGGCCCUUGAACGUAGGAGAUACGAAAAUUUGUUGGGCCCUGUAGAGGACAUGUAUUAUUUUAGCAAUACUCUUAGAAUACUUGUUACAUCUUGGAAAAAAACAAAAGAGAAAUUAAAUCUUUUAAA